GCAGCAGCAUCCAUGGGGCAGCAACAUCCAUGUUACCACAAUAUACACACUUUGGAGACGUUGAUAAGAGCACCAGUCCCAGCUCGAGCAGGAACACAUGCUCAUGUGCCAUCUGCAUGUCAUGUCCCACUGAAGAGGACUGGGCAGAAGAAGUGAACCCAGAGAUUAUUGGGGACAAACAAGGGAAGAAGGAGAUAUACAGAGCUCAUUUGCCUCGGGCUGGUCUGUUCCGCUGUGUCGAGACAGACCUUGAGUUCCUGGUGAGGACAGCCACCAGCAUUGAAUACAAGUACUCCUUCUGGGAGCGUCACCUGGCUUCAGGGAUCCCCCCUGUAUGGAUGGAGGUUGGCCCUGUGUUCGACAUCCAUGCCCCACCAGGCACUGUGAAGGCCAUUCAUAUCCCACACUUCCUGUGUCUUGGAGAGGGGAAGCAAAACACUUCCUGGAUGCAAAUUGCCCACAUUGUUGAUGGGAACCUACUCCUGGAGAAGCCUACAAGGGUGAAGCCAUUCCAUGCUGUGCUGCAGUACCCCAGCUUUUCCCCCAUGGGUGUCAUAUUUCUUUCUGACAAAUUGCCAUUCAUCCCCAUCCAUUCCCUUGUGCUCCUCUAUCGGGUCUUCAGUGCUGCAGACAUCACCUUUCAUCUCUACCUGAUCCCCAACCAUCGUGGCCUGGAAAAGGCGGUGGAUGAGGAUGAGAAGAAAAGGGGACAUUCUCUCUUGGUGAACAAACCUCCCAACACCAACCGACCACUGAAAUUUAAAAGGUGGUAUCGCGUAUCCAGUCCUUCAAGGGCAGAGAUAAACCCCAAAGAGCUGAAAUUCAUCUACCUGUCAUUGGACAGACGUCAGGCCUUCACCGAGAUCUACACCAAGGACAUGGAGGAAGGAAUGCAGCUCACCUUGACAAAGGUGGUCCAGGAGGGCAAAAAGGACUGCAGGCCACUCUGGGACACCCUCCUGAGGGCAGGUGACAUCAAGCAGCCAGCCACCUCUUCCACUCCAACAUGCUCAGGUCACUCACUCUUGGAGCAUGAGCCAUCCUCUGCUCUCCAAGUCAGACAUAAAGCCUGUACACCAGGACAGCAUUUUGUGGAGAAACACCGAGAGCAGUUGAUCCAGCGUGUGACAUCAGUCAACAGCAUUCUGGACCGGCUCUAUGAGCGUGUUCUGACUGACGAGCAGUACGUGAGCAUCCGAGCAAAGGGCACGAGGCACGAGCAAAUGCGCUUCCUCUACAGCUUCAUGCCCAGCUGGAACAUCACCUGCAAGGACCUGUUCCUUGAUGUGCUGAAGGAAACCAAUCCCCACCUCAUCCAAGAGCUCACGGAUUGUGAGGGCCAACUUGGGGAUGAUGGUGGUUCCAAGUGAACACAGGACUUUGAGGACUCGGGGAGGGUGAGAGAUGGGGAGCCCCAGGAUGGGAUCGAAGGACUCAGGGGAGCCUGCACUACAGUCUCAGGAGGAGCCAGCAGCCAGAGCUGCUGAGGGGGACUGAUGAGGUAGUGUGGUGAACCUCCCUGUGCACUACACCACGUGGGGAAAAAGCUGGCCCCAGAGCCAGCAGGUGUGAAAAGGAA
Molecule: messenger RNA, 1579 nt
Organism: Oxyura jamaicensis (ruddy duck)
Lineage: Eukaryota; Metazoa; Chordata; Aves; Anseriformes; Anatidae
Product: NACHT, LRR and PYD domains-containing protein 1b allele 2-like
Exons: 9
Coding region: 30-1370 (446 amino acids)
Biological process (GO): inflammatory response; regulation of apoptotic process; innate immune response
Cellular component (GO): canonical inflammasome complex
Source: RefSeq, a predicted model, not a curated record